AUGUCAGGAAAGGAAAAAACCACCGGAAAAUUGAAAUUGCGUGGGUUCGGAGGAGAAAAUAAUGUGAAGGGCAGCUGCACUGCAUUCUGGUCAGCUGUAGCUUUUGCAUUCGGUUGUUUGUUGAUUUUUAUUUUCCCUACCUCUUUCCUUCAUCGUCUCCUUCUGUUUCUCUGCACUCCUCGCUCUUUCUUUCCCAGGGGGGCUGACCCGGUGCUUCGUCUUCUUCUGUUAUCUCUGUUGGUCGCCGGCGAAAAUGUAGGCGUUUCGAUGGCCUCUCUGUUCUUCCGGAGUAUGUUGACUCUGGCGACUCUACCUGGGUUUAAAGUCUCGGAUUAUUCAAAGCUGUCUGCAGAGGGAACUAUCACUUAA
Molecule: messenger RNA, 369 nt
Organism: Lactuca saligna
Lineage: Eukaryota; Viridiplantae; Streptophyta; Magnoliopsida; Asterales; Asteraceae
Source: the annotation of a GenBank genome assembly